CACAGGUAAUAAAGCAAGAAAGUAAUCACUUGCAUUAAAAUAAUUAUCAACUAUACGAGCCACAAGUGCCAUGUGUUUUAUAGUGCUUUUAUCUGUACUCUCAUCAGCCAUUAAGAAAAAAUAAUUACUUUUCAGUAUGUUAAUCAGAUUAUCUUUUUCAGUAUCACCAAUAAUAUUUUGGACAAACCGCGUGAAGUCCCCGUUCCGUAGAACAUUAUGUAAGACGGACUGGGCUCCGACACAUUCCAUAGCCCACCCCUAGUCCGGCUUCUUGACGAGGACUUCACUCUCAGUGUGGAGCCACCUUGUUGGUUAGAGGGGCACAGGUCCAGUCCCCAGCUGACUAGCCGUUUCGACGCGUUCCUCGCCCGCGCCCAAACGUUGGGUAUGACGAAACCGCGAGUCUCCCUGAACACGCCUUCACAUUCACCAGAGGAAGUAGGUGAUUUCUGUCUUGGUUAGCUGGCGGCCGAUCUUCCUUCUGGUCGACACGGUGACGUGCUCAAUAGCUUUGGUGGAGACUCGCAGAUCGGGCGAGUUCAGCAGUUUAAAUGCUCAGUCUAUGUCGUCGUCCUCGGCCUGAUGCCGCACCUCCUUUUCUGGACACCCCGUAUAUGUAUUCAUUGGAUGCCUCCUGGGUCACAUAAGGUGUCGCCUUUAGUUCUGGCCUCAGAAUAUGGUCCACCUUUGCCCAGUCUGUUUUUGGGAAUGAUUCGACGCACAUUAGAUGGAUUUUUCCUGGAAAAAGAACGUUUUUAGCGCGUCGAUUCGUUACCACAGAGCAUGCUCCUUGCUAUUUUAAAGCCAAUGUUUAUAGUUUCGGCCAAGGUAGACAUCGGUGGCACAAUGUCAAACCCGACCUGUGCGCCUAGGAAGGUGGCGGCCUCGCCUUCCGCCAGUGGGUGGAGGGUUCUGUUGUCCAGUUAAAACUCCGUGUUCCUAACGUCCACUGGCCGCCUUUCCGAUUGAUGGAGCGUCGCACAUUUGACCGGAUUCAGCCCCAGCGCUUCCCGCGCUGCAGUUCGUCUGGACCGUCUUGAAUGAGGCAGAGGUCAUCUGCGAUGGUCCACGCUGUCACCUUGGAGACGGCUGACGACGGGAUCGAUGGCCAUGAUGAAAAGGAGUCCACUGGUAGGACAUCCCUGUUUGUUACCUAACUCGAUUUGGAUGUCCCUCGUUCGACUGCCCGCGGUGCUCACCAAAAAAAUGGCCCCAGAGUAGAUGUCGCGGACGACGUCGAGAAGAACAUUGUCCACACGGGAGGAAUCCUUUUUGGCAGGGGCUCAGCACAUCGUUCGUCGUCAGCCAUCUCGUGAGCCUCCUCGCCACACAGCUGAUGUACACCGUCCUACAGAUGGAGAUUGGCCUCCAGUACGAGAGGUCAUAGAGCUCACUUUUUUUGUAAAUGAGUACGGACGCUGCACUCCGGGUCCAGUUUCCUCCAGUGUCAGAACUUCGUGUCCGGGCGCCGUGUUCUCAAACUGCCGGAGACGUUUGGCCACGUCUCCGCUGGAAAAUGGGCCCAUGGAAACGGGCUCACGGCCAGUCACUCGGGGGAAUAUGGCGGGUUCACAGGUGGAUGGUGCCAGACUCGUCAGAAAUUGUCCUCGGCGGUUUAUACGGGCACCUCACAUCGCACGUCUUGGCCCUGAACUAUCAGCCUGACUGCGCGGCGUCUGUUACGUCUGUAAUGCUUCUGGAUACCCUGUGCAAAGUUGGGAUCCAAGAAUUUAUAGCUGCUGGACAGUCUAUCCUCGGUACCGGGAGUUUGACGAUCACGGCAGCUGCCGCGGUCAGUUUGUCAACGAGUCCAACGAACGUUUCCCUAUUGGCUUCCGUGGCUGGCGCACUGGAGGAUCGCGUGUAGUGCUUUAUGUGGUGAGACUUGAGGAUGUCGUCGUCGGGGCUGAUCGUCCCAAGGGCCUUUACGCCAUGGUCCGCGAAUCCGUCGCUUCCCACGCUGCCGGAUAACGAGCUGGCCGGCGUCUCACACGGCGACCGAGUCGGCGAACCACCUGUGUCCGGUGGUCUGGUACCUACCGGUAUUCUUGGUUCGCCGGACGUAGGUACCUGCCCCGGUGUCUGUACUUCAGGCUGUCCGACGGUGGUGAUCGAUGGGCGGGUUGUACCGCCAUAGGUCCAGGCUCGCGUGCAUCAUGCCGUACGGCUCGCUUUGCGGAGCCUCCCGUCUCGAUGUUAGUGAAACGGGGGAGCUCCUUGUGAGUGACAGCCUUCCUGACAUUGGUCGUAGCGGGUUGGGCCUUUCCUGUCCUGCGGGGGGCCGCCUUUGACUGUGGUCUGUUACCUAUCAGUGUCCUUGGCAUCGCCUCAUCGUCGUCGUCUUCAAGUAAAAAGGCUCUUCUCGGUGGUUGUCGGGACAUUCCCGGUACCUAGCUGAUUCCGGUGUGUUGGUUCGGACUCACCUGUGGCGGAGCGUUUGCCGUGGAAAAAGAUCUUUUAAAAAACGCCGUAUGGUUACUAUGUAUUACAUCACGUCGGUUUUAAGUCCAUUUACGACUAUUUUGCAUUCGACGCGCCCGACAAGCAGGGAGCCUCAGCUCGAAACCUCGAACUGCCGGGCGGGAACGUUUAGAGUCCGAUCGGGACAGCACCGGGCUCUCGGGAGCGGGGAUCGACCAAGAACGAGUGACUAACUCAGUAGUUUGAUUUUGGCCAGGCGUCGGCGAAGGACCUCAAGGUAAGAAUACCCGCGGUAUGGCCGGACUCGGGGUGCGUGGGAGUGGUGAUGGGUCGGGCCUAGUCUGUCAUUCGACCACCUGGUGUCCUCACGGAUUCCGACUGGUGGUAUUUCACCUAGACCUGAUACAGAGAAGGGCCUAGUCAAGACGACACCAUAUACAAUACACGAGGUAACAUAUAGAACAGAUAUAAUCACACCAAAUUAAUUCACAACGAGAUUGCUGUCCCGGAACCUAUUUAACGAGAGUCAAGAAUCAAAAAGACCGUAGAUAAACUGAUAAGAACAGAGUUUAUUAUACAUUUUUAUGGCUGAUUAACACUCAUGGGGAUACAUUAUUUUUAGAGGGGGCACAUAAUUGUGGGCUUAAUAAUAGUA
This is a messenger RNA of Sipha flava (yellow sugarcane aphid), 3076 nucleotides long. RefSeq lists its product as uncharacterized. NCBI's taxonomy places the organism in Eukaryota, Metazoa, Arthropoda, Insecta, Hemiptera, Aphididae. The coding region runs from base 1406 to 1867 and encodes 153 amino acids. The transcript has 2 exons. The record is from RefSeq and is a predicted model, not a curated record.